AUGGGGAUGAGUACUAAGACAAGUUUAAGGCCCAAACCAUGGGGCCGUGCAAGCAGUAAAAAUAGACAUAUAGCGGGCAAGAAACCUAUAAGGAAAUAGGUAAGUCAGAUCCGUAACCCAGGGAUAAGGAUUGGCUCUGCAAGCUAUAAAGAAUGUAUAUAUAGCGGGCAAGAAACCUAGAAAUGAAGGGGCCUGUAAUACAGGACCCCAACACCCAACACUGGGAAAGAGUACAGGGAAAACAAAUCAAAAACCUGGACAUGCCAAACCAGGUGCGACCUCGAGCGGAGACCACAGGGCAAUAAGGUUGCAAAGUGAGCUAAGUAAUGCAGGAUGCACUUCCUGAUAACCGAAAAAAGGUGCAGGUAGUGGGUUGGGUACCACUGGUGAAAUCUUGUUAUCUUGACCCAGUACAGCCUCAGAGGAAGGGCCACUCCAAGGAGCCGGGUCCUCCCAGGGUUUCUCCGCUGGGCCCGACUAAUAUGUUGGUUUGUUCCACAAAUCUGUAUGCGCAUUGUUUCCUCUGUCCAAAUAUGACUGCGGGUUUAUCUUUCUGUGGACAGGACUUGAGCGCCACCCUGGCGAAAGUGAGAAAAUACAGUGUAUUUUUACAUCAACAUCAGCCUACUGGUGACGAAUUCAGUUUUUCUUAACUGGCCAUUUUUAAGAGCCAUGUAUUGCGCGCUUUAGAAGAGGCAUCGAUACAAAUCGCAUAAAGCGCUACAUAAAACGCUCGUUUCACUUCGUGUCGUGAAAAUGACAAUGACAGAGGCAAUGUGGGCAAAGGCUUGUUUUGCAAGACAUACUCGGUAGCGUUGAGGAUCAGGGCAUCACAAUUUAAAUCAUAAUUUUGUAAGCAUUCCAUUACCUAUUUUAUUACAGUUUUUUGUUGUUGUUGCAAAUUGCCAUAUUUUCCAUGCAUAGUCGUUGAGCCGCACUCGCAUGACGCCAAGCCUAUAGUAAAAGACACAACAUGUGCAGCAACAGCGAGAUUGACAAGCGAGAGCUCUCUAAAAUGUCCGACGAGGAUUUGAUGUCAUUCUCCAAAAAAGACAUCGUGGCCAGGUUGCGCCAAGAGGAGGCCAACAAGAUGACAGCCCUUAUACAGCGAGGGCGGUUAAUUAAAGAGGUUAAUAAACAACUGCAGGAGCAUUUACUCGAAAUCAGGGAACUCAAAUUAGUCAAUAAUAGGCUUCAGGAGGAGAACCAAGAACUGCGAGAACUAUGUAGUUUCCUGGAUGAUGACAGAAUGAAAAUAAAAACGCUUUCCCGAGAGUGGCAACUUUUUGGACACAACGCAGCCAAAGUGAUGCGUGAGGACGUGGGUGGACAUUUGAAGAAGUUAGCUGAUUUGGAACGAGUGCAAGAUGGAUUGGUAAAGGAGAAUUUCGAUCUCAAGGAACUGUGUGUUGUUCUGGAUGAGGGUUGUGUCAGCAGAGGUGAUUCCAGUCCUGGCGGGUCGUCCGAGUUGAGUUUACAGUAUUUUGUGGCCCGGGACUUUGGAGACGGAAGUUCCAGCGCUGGGAGCAUCGGUAGUCCAGAUCCUCUUCUAGUCUGUUCCCCCGAUGAAUGAGAUGGUACCAACAAACCUCUUCUAUCAAAUAUAAAAUAUGUUGUUAAUGUCACCUCAGGUUACAUAAAAGGGGAAUGGGUCGUUUGCUAUGUUAUAGAUUUCUAGCAAAAUAUCACAGGCCACGUUCUUAUCGUGCAUUCAAUAUGACAGGAGCUGACCAUGGUUCUGAAAUAAGCAACAUGCUGUACAUCCGACACGGGAAUGCUUUAUCUCGAACUGUUUUAUAUUGACUGAUGAUGGGAAUUUGUAUCCUUCAGUUCUCUUUUAUUAGUUUGCAUGGCACAUGUUCAAUUUUCACUUGCAGUUUUGUCAUAUUGUUCUUCACACAAAUAGUGUUUAUUUCCCUCCAUUCAAUAUCACUUUUCUCUCUGAAUAUCAAAGCAUUAUCUAUACUAUCCUUUGAGCUGGUGAGCCUUUUCUAAGUCAGUGUCUGUGCCCCUUAUAGCAUGUCAUAGUAUUUAUAAUACAAAAAAAACAAUUGUCCAAAACUUUAUUGUAAUUGUGAAAACCCUCAUGUUUUUACACUGUUUUGAUUAAAAGAUGACAAUAAUGAUCUGUAACAGCUUGUUGUUUUUUACA
This is a messenger RNA of Oncorhynchus keta (chum salmon), 2152 nucleotides long. RefSeq names its product coiled-coil domain-containing protein 85B-like. The transcript has a single exon. Lineage: Eukaryota; Metazoa; Chordata; Actinopteri; Salmoniformes; Salmonidae. The record is from RefSeq and is a predicted model, not a curated record. Gene Ontology annotation, biological process: negative regulation of DNA-templated transcription. The coding region runs from base 974 to 1573 and encodes 199 amino acids. Gene Ontology annotation, cellular component: nucleus.